Lagenorhynchus albirostris (white-beaked dolphin) is the source of this 1993-nucleotide messenger RNA. RefSeq names its product O-sialoglycoprotein endopeptidase (gene OSGEP). Bases 824 to 1831 code for a protein of 335 amino acids. NCBI's taxonomy places the organism in Eukaryota, Metazoa, Chordata, Mammalia, Artiodactyla, Delphinidae. The transcript has 11 exons. Gene Ontology annotation, cellular component: EKC/KEOPS complex; cytoplasm. Gene Ontology annotation, biological process: tRNA threonylcarbamoyladenosine modification. The record is from RefSeq and is a predicted model, not a curated record.
AUUAUCUCUGAAUUCUUUUCCCGCCUCGGUGCACCAUCGGCCUUUCAGCCCCUCAUUCUCAAACCUAGAUCAUUUCAUAGUGCCUCCUACCCUCCUCACGAGAUCGGCCCUCCAGCCAAUCGACGGACUUAAUUAAGAAUCCCGACUUAGGCUUGCCGAUCAAAAGUCCAGAGAAGUCCCUACGAUGGACAAAACAACAACAACCCUGUAGCUGACCUGCUUGGGUCGCAGCCUGGCUCCUCCUUAACCCAGCACAAAGAAUGGAGCACGAUGUGCCCCCACGUGGGUAACUGGCGUGGUCACGUGAUCUGAGAUGCGCCUCCAGUGGCGGAGGAAUGCGGGUGAUUGGUCUGUUUGUACCACGUGACCGAAAGCUCAGCCUUCCCAGCCUUCUCCGUGACUCCGGGGCACUGAAGGCCCCAAUCCUCCAUUCUUGGGCUGUUCAUCGCUAUGCCAGAAUCACGACUCCUUCUGCCACCUUGACCGGAGAUCCCAGAGCUGUCUAAGAGAGAACAAAAUCAGUGGAGAAGGCUGGGCUGGACCAUGGGAGAGAGGCAGAGGAACGGAUAGGAAUUUAAGGAGCAGAUGCCGACUCAGUGUUCCUGGCAGUUAAGAGAACAGGUCCUCGAAGGGGCCUUGAUGGGUCGCCGUGACGACAGGGGUUGGAGCUGGCGCCGGCGCGCUACCAGCGGGAAUUCUUUGGUAUCUGUUCUGGUGCGUGCUGCUCCUUAGCAGUCACCGACUCGUUUUCUUCAGCGACCCAGAGUCUGCGUCCCAGCACGGACUGGUGCGGGCUUCACGGCCCCAGUGGUAGCUAGGAGCCAUGCCGGCGGUUUUGGGUUUUGAAGGCAGCGCCAACAAGAUUGGCGUGGGAGUAGUACGGGAUGGCGUGGUGCUGGCGAACCCGCGGCGGACUUACGUCACGCCUCCAGGCACAGGAUUCCUUCCAGGUGCUACUGCCAGGCACCACCGAGCUGUUAUCCUGGACCUGCUGCAGGAGGCACUAACAGAGGCUGGAUUAACCUCCAAGGAUAUUGAUUGCAUUGCAUACACCAAAGGUCCUGGCAUGGGUGCCCCACUGGUUUCUGUGGCUGUCGUAGCCCGUACUGUGGCUCAGUUGUGGAAUAAGCCAUUGCUGGGUGUUAACCACUGCAUAGCCCACAUUGAGAUGGGCCGCCUCAUCACUGGAGCCACCAGCCCAACUGUGCUAUAUGUCAGUGGAGGAAAUACACAGGUGAUUGCGUAUUCAGAACAUCGUUACCGCAUCUUUGGGGAAACCAUCGAUAUUGCUGUGGGUAAUUGUCUGGAUCGUUUUGCUCGAGUGCUGAAGAUUUCCAAUGACCCAAGUCCAGGCUACAACAUUGAACAGAUGGCAAAGCGAGGCAAGAAGCUAGUUGAGCUGCCAUACACUGUAAAGGGGAUGGACGUCUCAUUCUCAGGGAUCUUGUCUUUCAUUGAGGAUGUAACCCAGCGGAUGCUGGCCACGGGCGAGUGUACUCCUGAGGAUCUGUGUUUCUCCCUGCAGGAAACUGUGUUUGCAAUGCUGGUAGAGAUCACAGAGCGAGCCAUGGCACAUUGUGGCUCCCAGGAGGCCCUCAUCGUGGGAGGUGUGGGGUGUAAUAUGAGGUUACAGGAAAUGAUGGAGACAAUGUGCCAGGAGCGUGGAGCCCGGCUUUUUGCCACAGAUGAGAGAUUCUGCAUUGACAAUGGAGCCAUGAUAGCCCAGGCUGGCUGGGAGAUGUUUCGGGCUGGACACAGGACUCCUCUCAGUGAAUCUGGGGUCACACAGAGGUAUCGGACAGAUGAAGUAGAAGUGACCUGGAGGGACUGACAAGGUUAACAGAAUCGGAGUAGAUAGCGCCCUACGUGGAGACCAAGGGACCCUGGGCCUUAAUCUUUAUCCUGACAUGAGAAUCCUGGCAAGGCUGUGGAUGCCCCUCUCCUAUCAUUUGAACCUCAAGAUGACUCAGCAUUAAAAACAUUUUUGUUUUUA